AUGGCUUCAUUCUGCUUCGGCAAACUGGACUCGGAUAUACGACAUAUCAUCUGGGAACAUGCAUUGCUCCAGGCGUCCGCGGAGCGUAUAGUGCUAAUCGACAACCAGCCCGGCCACAAAUUCUUUCCCCAAUCCCCUCGAGUCAUACCCUUCAGGUCCCUUGUUUCACCUAUCAUGGCUGUAAAUAAGGAGAGUCGGUCCUGUGCCCGAGGCUUCUAUGGUUUAGUGUUGCAUGUGCUCUUAUUGCCAAAACUUCCCAACUGUGCUUCCAACCGUGACGUCAAAGAACAGCAGAGAAUUUUAUAUGACACUGGAGACCCCGAUUUUUAUUGGUAUUCCGAUUACAUGAAGGGAUACGUAUACUUAAACCUUCGACAUGAUAUAUUCCUCUCUGGUUUCGGACUCACUGCCAUAGACAUCCCAGACCCUUUAAAUCUGGUAUGGUACCUAUCACCGAGUUCUCCCUAUUAUAUGGGGGCUAUUCGAAAUCGGGCACUAUCAAUCUGGGCUCUAGCAGCUUGGUCCGAUAACCCCUACUGCGACCUCUCCGAUUCCCGUCCCCUGUCCAGCGAAUCUGGAUUAUUUAACAUGGAACAGAAGGAGCUUUACUGGGAUCCACGAGUGUGCCUAUGUGCCACGAGGUACUUCUACUGGCCUGACGUGACGUGGAGGGAUAUAGAUAGCCUAAUGCAACACCUCUUCAAGCGAGGCCCCGGCGAACCAUUAAAACCCGAAUACCAACUGCAGGAACUGAUAUCUAUCAAGUUGAGAGAAGGUGUUACCUACAAGAACAAGUUCAGAUGGCUAGGCAUGAGUGAAUAUCUGAUCGACCCCUCUCAAGAAAAAGAAGAGCAACAUCCCCCUUGUCGCGACUAGAACUCCAUCAACAGUAGUGAUGCCUGGAAAAAUGGAUUUGUUGGUUAAGGAGAUGACGGGUGAUAAAUCAAGCGAAUCUGAGAUCGUCAUGAUUCUAUACCAUAACCGGCGCGGUAAUGAUGCCGGGUGGCGAAAGGAGAUACUUUCUCUUAGAUAGCAGGCGGUGCUACGCACUCUUUACACCUAUUCCCUUGUAUAGGAAGUAAUAAUACGCACCAUAGGCAUUGUACACAUCAAUAAACAUGAUGCUAUUUCCCAGGGAAAUAGCAUCAAGAAGUCGUGAUAAUCCGAGAUGAUU
Molecule: messenger RNA, 1174 nt
Organism: Daldinia decipiens
Lineage: Eukaryota; Fungi; Ascomycota; Sordariomycetes; Xylariales; Hypoxylaceae
Exons: 2
Coding region: 1-876 (291 amino acids)
Source: RefSeq, a predicted model, not a curated record